GAGCCAUUGCAUAGCAGCAGCAAAAAUUAUUUUUUAUUAGACCGGCACGAAAACUGCCACCAUAUUAACGACGGUUCAAGGCCAACAACUACCAAAGAUACCUCUCAAAAUCAUAUAGACACGACACCACACGAUAUGUGCGAUUAUGACCAACCAAAUUUUACUUUAUAUGCUAUUUAUUAUUGUCCGAUUCCAACCUUGGUCAUUCAUUCGCACCCAGAUAUCUAUCUUCCGUUGUCGACGGCCCGUUGCCAUAUUCUUUACUCUUUUUGCAGCCGCGACGCUUAAAUCUAUAAAUACCACCAGAAAAAAAAAAGACAAGAAAAAGAAACCAAGAUGCGCAAGGCUUGCUUAUUGCGACGGACAUGCGUGCCUAAAAAAUCACUGCUGGACAGUUAGAAAUCUAGUCCAGCGAGAAUAUGCUGUCUAUAGCAGAGGGCGGCCGUCUCAACGAUACACUCUUUCUCUCCAGAAUUUUCCUUAUCUUCUUUUCUCUUUACUACCCUACCUAUAUUAUUAUGAAUAGGGAAUACACCAUCUUGAUAUUAAGAUGCAGCUUUAUCUGAGUGUUUCUUCUACCAU
Trichoderma asperellum CBS 433.97 is the source of this 582-nucleotide messenger RNA. The record is from RefSeq and is a predicted model, not a curated record. NCBI's taxonomy places the organism in Eukaryota, Fungi, Ascomycota, Sordariomycetes, Hypocreales, Hypocreaceae.